AAGGAGCACUAUAUAAACGCCAUGCCCCUCUUUCUCGUCACAUAUUUAACCACAUUCCCACCGAACGUGUCACCUAUUCACCCUCUACCCUUCUAAUCCCCCUCUAAUAAACCACAAAUCACUGCCCACCCUUCAAAAGAAACCCCCCACCAAAAUGCCCCCCUCUCUCUCCCCAGAAAUCGCCGAACAAAUCCGGCUCAAAAAAUCCCAAUACUGCCGUUUCGCCGACACCAACCACUGGGAAAAGAUGGACACCCUCCUCGCCGCGGACGCGCGAUUCGAAUUCUACGACAGCGAAGGGUCCCUGGUCUGCGAAAACGGCGUCGACUUUAAAUUCAACUCCCGGGCCGAGUUCGUCGCAUACUUCAGCGAGGCGUUUAAGGUGCUGCAGACGAUUCAUCUCGUCGGGCCGGGGGAGCUGGAGCAGGUUGGUCCGAACGAAGUGAAGGCUGUUUGGACGGUGAUCUAUCAUGCGGGACCUAGGGGCAUGGAUGGGGGGAUGCAUGGGACUGGGGGAGGGCAUUACUAUGAGACGUGGACGAGGGAGGAGGGCGGGCAGGAGUGGUUGAUGAAGGAUAUGAGGAUGGAGAGGAUUUAUUGGAAUGUUCUGGGAGCUUGA
Messenger RNA from Aspergillus melleus, 619 nucleotides. RefSeq lists its product as uncharacterized. The transcript has a single exon. NCBI's taxonomy places the organism in Eukaryota, Fungi, Ascomycota, Eurotiomycetes, Eurotiales, Aspergillaceae. The record is from RefSeq and is a predicted model, not a curated record. Bases 155 to 619 code for a protein of 154 amino acids.